AUGGCAUCCGAUGCUGAGCAACGCCCUCGUCCCUCUUCUGCAAAGGAAGGAAGUCCAUCUGGUGAGAUUGGGAGUGCAAGGGAGCCUUUGAUUAUUGGGGUUCGUGACUCCGAGAGCUAUUCUGUCCCUGCUGCAAUUCUCCCAUUUCUCUUCCCAGCUUUCGGUGGCCUGCUAUUUGGCUAUGAUAUUGGUGCCACAUCUUCUGCUACCAUUUCCAUUGAGUCACCGACACUAAGUGGAGUAUCUUGGUACAAUUUGUCCUCUGUUGAAAUUGGUCUUCUUACUAGUGGAUCAUUAUAUGGUGCCUUAAUUGGCUCCGUGUUGGCCUUCAAUGUUGCUGACUUCGUAGGUAGAAGAAGGGAGCUAAUUGUAUCUGCAUUACUAUAUUUUGUUGGAGCCCUUAUAACAGCAUUUGCUCCUAAUUUUCCUGUAUUGGUGCUUGGGAGACUUUUAUUUGGCAUAGGAAUUGGACUGGCAAUGCACGCUGCUCCAAUGUACAUUGCAGAGACAACUCCAACACCAAUUCGUGGACAACUAAUAUCUCUAAAAGAGUUUUUUAUCGUACUUGGGAUGGUUGCAGGAUAUGGAAUUGGUAGCUUGUUUGUAGAAACUAUAGCUGGGUGGCGGUAUAUGUACGGAGUUAGUAGUCCUGUGGCAAUAAUCAUGGGUCUUGGAAUGUGGUGGCUCCCAGCUUCUCCUAGAUGGUUACUUUUGCGUGCUAUACAGGGAAAAGGGGAUGUUCAGAAUUCGAAAGACUUAGCAAUUUGUAGUUUGCGCCAGCUUCGAGGUCAGGCUUUUGGUGAUUCAACUCAGCGGCAAGUUGAUGAGAUUCUUGCAGAAUUUUCUUGUCUCGGUGAAGAAAAAGAAAUUACCUUUGGAGAAAUAUUCCAAGGAAAAUGUUUGAAGGCCCUUUGGAUUGGUGCAGGAUUGGUCUUGUUUCAGCAGAUCACAGGGCAACCAAGUGUGCUCUACUAUGCUGCAUCAAUCUUUCAGAGUGCAGGAUUCUCUGGAGCAUCUGAUGCAACCCGAGUCUCUAUUCUCCUUGGGGUUUUUAAGUUGAUUAUGACAGGAAUUGCCGUUGUCGUUGUUGAUAAACUUGGAAGGAGACCUUUACUACUUGGGGGAGUUUCAGGAAUAGUGAUCUCUUUAUUCCUUCUGGGUUCAUAUUACGUUUUCUUGGAUAAUGCACCGGUUGUUGCUGUAGUUGGUCUGCUGUUGUACGUAGGCUGUUACCAGAUUUCCUUUGGUCCAAUUGGUUGGCUCAUGAUAGCAGAGAUUUUCCCCUUGCGCCUAAGAGGUCGAGGACUUGGUAUAGCUGUACUCGUUAAUUUUGGUGCAAAUGCCCUGGUCACAUUUGCUUUUUCCCCACUGAAGGAAUUACUUGGAGCAGGAAUUUUGUUUUACAUCUUUUGUGUAAUAGCCGUGGCAUCUCUUUCAUUCAUAUACCUUGUUGUACCAGAAACCAAGGGGCUUACACUGGAGGAGAUCGAGGCCAAAUGCCUCUAA
Molecule: messenger RNA, 1506 nt
Organism: Sphenostylis stenocarpa
Lineage: Eukaryota; Viridiplantae; Streptophyta; Magnoliopsida; Fabales; Fabaceae
Source: the annotation of a GenBank genome assembly